CUAUGUCUAUAUCAAUGCCCGGCCACAGACCCUUUCUUCUCUCAUGUCAUCCCCUUCAUUCGGCACACACAUACAUAUAUAUAGAUAUAUAGAUAUUACUGAUCAGUCAUAUUAUAUACACACACACACACACACACACAUUCAUCCAUUCAUCAGAGACGAUCAAAUUAAAGGGUUUCACAUAAUGAUCAGGUUAAGGCCCAAGAGGUUUUCUCGAAGCAGCUCCAAGGGAGGAGGAGGAGGAGGAGGAGGAGGAACUGCCACGGCCACCACCGCGGGCGAGAUCAAGUGGGAGCUGAGGCCGGGAGGGAUGCUGGUUCAGAAAAGAGAUCACAGAAAAAACGACCAAAAAGGAGAAGAGGAGGUGAUCAAAAUUAGGGUUUCUACGGUCUCUCAUCAUCACUGCAGGCAUCACGAUAUAACAAUCCACCCAACUUGUACAUUCGGGGAGGUGAAGAUGGUGCUGUCGUUGGUGACAAAUGUGGAGGCGAAAGAGCAGAGGGUGUUGUACAGAGGGAAGGAAAGGGAAGACGAUGAACACCUGCACAUGGUUGGGGUUAAGGACAAGGACAAGCUUCUCAUGCUCGAGAUGGAUCCCCACCGCAACCCAAACCCAGACCCGAACCCGAACCUCCACCCCAUGACCCACUUUGCCCUCCGCUAUCACUCUCUACCUAAUUAAUUAAACUACCUGCAGCAGCAGCAGUACCCACCCCUACCCCUACCCCUACCCCAAACCUCUUAACUCUAAUCUCUUCGUAUACAUAUAGUAUAAAACUCGUUAUGUACCAAGUUGGCCUUAAUUGGGUACCGUACGUACUGCCAUUGCUGACCGAUCAUACCACCAUUACUAAUUAACGUUCUCAAUAUAUAUCAAAUUAUAUAUAUAUAUAUGUAUGUAUGUAUGUAUGUAUGUAUACACAUAAUAUAUAUACCAACCCAGUUUGGUGUUUGGGUGUGGUAACUAAUUACAUACGUCGUCGUCCAUUAGUUUGUCGGUUGGGGCUUACUAAAUGCAAAGAUGUAUGUAUAUAUAUGCAUGUACGUCCAAGUUAUGACUCUGGAAUUAUUACUAUGUUAUCAGCAGUUUUGACUACUGUUGUUGAGUUUUGUUUUUUUUGCCAAAAUAUAAAUUAUGUAUAUGC
Andrographis paniculata is the source of this 1145-nucleotide messenger RNA. Its product is annotated as BAG family molecular chaperone regulator 4-like. Lineage: Eukaryota; Viridiplantae; Streptophyta; Magnoliopsida; Lamiales; Acanthaceae. The transcript is spliced from 2 exons. Bases 44 to 682 code for a protein of 212 amino acids. The record is from RefSeq and is a predicted model, not a curated record. Gene Ontology annotation, molecular function: protein binding.